Prunus avium (sweet cherry) is the source of this 1520-nucleotide messenger RNA. Its product is annotated as protein HEAT INTOLERANT 4-like. Gene Ontology annotation, biological process: regulation of cellular response to heat. Lineage: Eukaryota; Viridiplantae; Streptophyta; Magnoliopsida; Rosales; Rosaceae. The record is from RefSeq and is a predicted model, not a curated record.
UCCACUCACUCUCCUAUAAAUAUAUUAAACGGUGGCUUUUCCUUUCUCAUAGAAUUAUCAUUACAAUGAGGAAAGGAGGAGCAAAGAGGAAGGUUAGACAGAUGGAAAUAGAGGCCAGCCAGAAGCCUGCAGACACUCAGUCAUUGCGAAAGCGGGUCAAGGCAGUCGAGCCCGAGCCCAGCCCCAAACCUGAGUCCCCAGAGGAGACCCGAAAACUGGAAGAGCUAUGGAAGGCUGCGUUUCCUGUUGGGACAGGUUGGGACAAAAUGGAGGCUGUGCACAACAAAUUCAAGUGGGAUUUCACCAGUCUGGAACAAGCAUUGGAAGAGGGAGGAAAGCUCCAUCAAGAGAUUAUCGGCAAAGAUAGCAACAAAGUGUAUCUAUUCGGCACAAUCGAAUGCCAUAUCCAGAGAAGCUCUGAAGAAGAAAUUACAGUCCCUAUGGUGGUGGCCAUUGUAUCGCCUUUCCAGCCUGCCUAUGAACUGAGCAUCAAACCAUUUGAUAGCCAAGGAAAUGGGGAAGAAACCAGAGUUCCAAUGAAACAGUUGCACAUGGAUUGGGUUCCGUACAUUCCUCCGGACAAGAAGAGAGACGCCCAAGAAACUGAGAGAGUGAUGAAAUCUGCUCGAGUAUUUGUGUUGGGGCAGUACUCAUAGUAGGGCUAGGGCUGCUUUGAAAUCCUUGAAGGAAGAAGGUUCCAUGAAACUUCAACACUACAUGCCUUACUUGGAUCACAAGGAAGAAGAGGAUCAUUGGUGCUGGGUAGAGCGCGAGAUAGAUGGAGUUGCCGAGACCAUCAUAGAUGAGUUAAAAGACGAUAACGAGUUAUCUCCAGUUAUGAAGGCUGGCUUGAAGGAAUAUGUCCUGGACAAACUAUAUGGAGCAAAGAGAAAGCAUCAACGGGAAUUUAGACAAGCCAUGCGAAAAAGUACUAAUGUUCAUGCAGCUCCAGAGGCAGAGGAGGAGGGUUUUGAAAAUAUGAGGAUUUAUAAGUUCUACCCCAUGCAAUCUCCAGAAACUCCUGACAUAUCAAAGGCUAAAUAUAAAUUCAUCAAUAAGUAUUGCGGCAAGGCUCAUGAGGUCCUGUGAACAAGUUUAAAAAUCCAAAACCUAAUUCGACUUGGUUGCUCAAACUAUCUGUUGAAUUAGAUUAGUUAUUCAAUGUGUAAAGUCUAAUAACUAGUGAACUUGAAUUUUUAAUCAAAGAGCUUUUUAUAAUACCCGAUUAAAUAGAUGUUUAUAAAUAAGAUUAAGGAAGCAUCUGCACUUUGGCAAUCAUCCCGUGGAAACGUCACAUUCAAUCGCUACGCUAGUAUUGGCAAGAAUCACAACUAAAUGAUGGAAGUCAAUAAAUAAUCUGAAAUCUGUUGCUACUCAAUAUUCUAAAUUUGUCCAUUUCAGAAUACUGAAAUUUUGCAAGAACAAAAAGAGAAAAAAAAAACAAACAAACAAACAAACUAAACAGCCGCUGGCUCUAUAAAACCCACAAUGGCACUAAAAGAAGCUUCAUUUCAAACGCA